AUGAAUCUUGUAGAAUAUGAGGUCAAGGGGAUUUCUUGUCAGACUCUUCUUGCUCCUGAAGGGUGGACAUUGUGUGAACACCAUGAUGUUUCACAGGGUUUCUCGUUUAACGUAGCACACUUUGAACGUCUUGACGCUUCAGGGGAUUCUCUGUUCAUUGCGGAGCAUUUUUUUCCACGCACUGCGGCAACAGAAGUAUCUUCACUGCAAGAGCGGCUGCAGCAACAGUUACUUUCAUCAUCAUCAUCAUCUUCUUCUUCUUCAUUCCAUCCGCAAGGUGAACAAUCACCAAUGUGUGUUGUUUGGGAAGUAGAAAAGCUUCAUGAUAAAAAAGCCUCGUCCCGCACUCCACUGGCAGCGUUACUGGAUCACUCUGUGUUGUUGAUUGGUGUGGUUCUCUGUGUAGCAGACGAUAAGUCUAUGGAUAUAACGCAGGUUUUUGAACGUAUUGUUGAGUAUGUGAAGAAGCGCUACGUAUUCUGUUUAAAUGAAGUGAUAGAUAAUAAUACCCCUUAUCUGGCUGUAGUUGAGGGUGUGUAUACAUCACGUGGGUGCUGUGUAGUUCAAUUAGCUCAACAUCUCACUUCUACCACACUAUGGAAUCCAAGGUUGUGUGAAUUGGGUGAAUGGCUGCAAAAGGAAGUGGCAAAGGAACUUCAUCUUUUAGUUGAAGGUUUGUGUGUGACUGUGCAGAUGGGUAUUCCCAUUGUGGUGGUACUCUUACCACUUGAGCCAGGGAUUUGCCUUGUUGGCCACACUGCAGUGGAGCAGGAGUGGGAAAAACACGUUCAAUCUGGUGGGUGGCAAUGUGUGAAGUUGAUGCAUGAGCAAACCCUCCUUUUUGAUGCGGUGGAAUCAUCAACAACAACAACAACAACUUGUGUGACUCCACGCCGUACAUUAUAUUUUCUUUCAAAGGGGAAUGACAAUAAAGAAGGAGUGAUUGCGUGCAUCACAGCUCCACGAGUGGGUAGUGAUUGCUGUGUGGUGUUGUUGACUCCAGCCUCAGAGAAUGAGAAUGAGAAAGAGGUAAAGGAAGAGGUAUCUGCUAUUGAUUCUACUGUUAGUACAACGAAUUUCAAGGAGGAUGUACAUGCCUAUCGAUCUCAGUGCGAGUGGUUACUUUCCUCAUUUUAUUUAUCUAUUGCCACUACUAAUUCCUGGUCAAAAUUGGGUGUGGGUAAAAAAUCAGGUUUUUUUUACCGACAGGGACAUCUCGUUGUUCUUCUACCUUCCUCAUCAGAUGCAUACACUAACGUAGUUGUUUCUCCUGCUCUGGCCUUUAGUACUAUCUCACUGGGUUCCGUUACCAUUACAGCGGAAGACACCAAACAAGAAUUAACUCGCCAAAUAACAGUUGUACUUUUAAAGGAAUUUCGGUCUGCUGAAGAUUAUGUGAACUACAUCAUUGGAGAGCACCUGUAUGAUGUGCCACUAGAUAAAAAAACAGCUGUAUUCCGUAAACAAAAGGUACAAGAAGAGGUAAUACCCUCCUUAAGACAGAAACUGAUAAAAGGAGAGGUACAUUCGGUAUGGAUUCGUCUUGGAGAGUCUGGGGCUGUCUAUUAUGUGGUACGUGAAUGUGGUGUUGGUCGUUUACUAGUUAUCCACACAAGUGUAUUGGGAAAUGAUAUUGACGAUGUUUCUGCAGAGGACUGGGAGCAUUGGGUUUCUGGUAUUAGUGCUGCAGCUAUUGAUUAA
Molecule: messenger RNA, 1701 nt
Organism: Trypanosoma theileri
Lineage: Eukaryota; Euglenozoa; Kinetoplastea; Trypanosomatida; Trypanosomatidae
Exons: 1
Coding region: 1-1701 (566 amino acids)
Source: RefSeq, a predicted model, not a curated record